GGGUUAACAUUUUGAGCGUAAAGCCACACCUUGGAUGGAAUCAAGAAAGAUCAAAUGUACCUAUUCCAGAGUUUGGAGAAAAGCUUCAGGGAGAUCUUUGAGGCCUACGUUGGGUCAGAACAAAGGUAUUCGUGGUGGAGAGUUCCCGGUAGAAGAAUCAAGUCCUUUUCAUUCCCAGCACGAGAAAGCAAUAGCCAUUCAUAUGGUAGAUAUGCCUGUAAUCCAAACAUCGCCUAGUCCUGAAGCUUCCAGUCGACGGAUUCUCCAUGCGCUCACACCACCGCUGUUCGAUUACACUCAAUACAUGGAAAGUCCUUUGGAUGAACCCAAGCCUUUCAAUACCCAAGAUGAUUACAAUAUAUUACCGCGUUCUACCUCUCCGUUUAUGAGGCCUGGUUUUAGCCAAUGGAAUAGCAACGGCCCGGAAUAUGAUACCCCGCAACAUAAAUAUCGAUUUAGCGAUGUCGAGGGCUGCAAAAAAAUCGAGAAAGAUUGUCAGUCUGGGAAUCUCCCAGCAAACGUUUCUAACAGAGCAAAAUACCUUUGGAAGAUACUCUCCCAGGCUGCUGCAGACUACAAUUCUCUUCGUUUGGACGAAACAAUGGAUAAACUGCCAGCAGUUCUUGUUGCUUGCUGUAUCUACAUCGCAUGUCAACAGUGCAAAAUUCCCCGAACCUUCAUUGCAAUUCGCGUGUUCACAGAAACGUCAUCAUUGUAACUCCGUCAGUCUGUUCGCAAAUCCUUUCAAAUUAUUCAGAAGCACAUUGAUGAGACUAAAUGCUCUUGUUUUAGAGCAUUCAGGGCACCUUCUGAGGAAUGCUGUCAGAUAUGCCAUAGGCUGUAUAAAGAGGAUUACAUGAGCGGAACAUCCGAGUCACUAGUUUUUUGUUUAGAAUGUUCGGGUGCAUAUCACAUGAGUUGUACAAAAUCACUCAAUGCGACAAUUGCAACCCCCA
Molecule: messenger RNA, 956 nt
Organism: Botrytis cinerea B05.10
Lineage: Eukaryota; Fungi; Ascomycota; Leotiomycetes; Helotiales; Sclerotiniaceae
Exons: 3
Coding region: 35-718 (227 amino acids)
Molecular function (GO): TBP-class protein binding
Source: RefSeq, a predicted model, not a curated record